UAACAUACACCGGUUGAUAUAAAAGGAAAGCUUUUAUUUAACUACGGAAGUCCAUAUGUGUAAUCAAUCCAAGGCAAAAAUUAACAGAGUGAAAAAUGUGAAUACGAUAAAAUAAAAAUAGAUAUUUAAAAAAAAAACUUCAUACGAAGCAUCCAGAAGCAUUGAAGUAAACCUAUAUACAUUGGAAAAUUAGAUGAGAACAGAAUUUGUUCUACUAAUUGGAUCAAAUCAUGCCCAGACAAUCAAUAGUCUAGUUAUCCAAAGUGUUGGAACCAAAAUUGCAAUGCUUCCAAAUUUGUCCCUCUAUCAAGAUUCUUUCAUGAACAAAUUCAACAUUGACCCUCUUUAGACAUGCUUAGUAAAAAGACUUUGUCUUUUUGCUAUGAUUAAAGUCCUUAUGUAUCCAAAGUACCAGUAUGCCUCAUAAUUGCAACCUCUGUAACAAGACUUUCAAGAGUCGUAAUCGUUUGGAACAGCACAUUCUCAAACACACUAAGACCUUCAUUUGUCAGGUGUGUGAAAAAUCUUUCCGCAUAAAGUCUCAUUUACUCAUUCAUUUGAGGUACCAUACAGGUGAGAAACCUUAUCAUUGUGAACAAUGUGACAAGAAGUUUCCCAUACUGGCGACGUUAGCUGCACAUCGCCGCAGUCAUACUGGGGAAAGACCACAUCAGUGUGAUCUCUGUCCAAAAGCAUUUGGUACAAGGCACUAUCUGCAAGCACAUCGGCGAUUUCACACAGGUGAAAAGCCAUAUCAGUGUGAUCAAUGCGAGAAGGCGUUUUGUAUUCGCAGUAACUUAUUAGAACACCAGCGAACACACACGGGUGAGAAACCUUUCAAGUGUGACUACUGUGACAAAUCAUUUAGCACGCGUAGCAACCAAGCAAAGCAUCAUCGGAUUCACACUGGAGAAAAAAAAUUUAUAUGUCAAUAUUGUGACAAAGCCUUCAUUGAUAAUUCAAGACUGCAGAAACAUGUCAUUGCGCACCUCAAAAAGCUGAUUCAUAAAUGCAAAUAUUGCAAGGAAACAUUUGAUACCGUAGAUAACUGGAGCAUGCACUUGAAAGCACACCGUGCUGAUAAACCUUUUAAAUGUUUGAACUGUGAAGAGGCAUUUAACAGCAAAUCUGAGUUAGCUGCACAUCGAAAAAUACACAGUUCUAAGAAACCUUUUGCAUGUGAUAUGUGCACAGAUGCAUUUUCCAGCCGCUAUGCCCUAACAAUGCAUCGGCGACAACAUAGUACGCUUUACUCCUGUAAAUACUGUGAAAACACUUUCACUUCCACCAUAGAGUGGAGUACACACAUUCAGCAGCAUCUUGCAGAAAAGCCAUUCAAAUGCAAUUUCUGCACAGAAGCUUUCUCUAGUAGCUAUGAUCUAUUGAAACAUAAACGAGUACCACACUGACAUGAGGCACAUUCCUGGGAUAUAUUGACUGACACAAUUUGGUGGGCUUAUCAGUUGCUAUGUAUAAUUAGAUUUAAUGAAUCUAGAAGGGUUUCACACCCAAGGAGGGUUACUUGGUACAACCUCAUGGUUUACGCUAGUUGCUGCACAUAAAUGAGUAUAGCUCUGUGUGUGUGUAUGUGUGAACAAUUGAGCCCUUUGCCUAAAUUUUCCCCAUGACACCACACUACUUUUCAUUUCUCGAACUGCAAUUUUUCCUCAAUAUCACUAAUCUUUCUCAUCACCUAGAAUCAUUUUACCUGAUAUCCAUUCCUCAUCCUUAAUAUUGUCCUCUCCAACCACAUUUUACAUUGUUCCUCCCAACCAAAUCAUCUCACCUUCUCUGCCAUUAUAUGUCAUUCACUCUCCCUAUGCCUCCUGUCUCUCCCUUCCUACAUGCUUUUGUAACCUACCUUGCUACUCAUCAUCUUCCUCUCACUCACACAUACACACCAUGGAUGUUGAAUGAUGAUAGUGUGAGUGGUAAUGUAUGCACAACCUGGUGGUUAAAUAACGUAAAUAAUUACAUAUUCAUUUGUGUAUAGGAAAUAGCUUGAUACCCAAGAUCUUCUGAGUGGUAUAAUCUGAUAGUUAUACUUGUUGUAAAGUAUAUGGCUUGAAGCUUUCUCAUGGUGUGUUAAUAAACAAUUUAAUGAUUAUACCAGUUGUGAUAUAUAUGUAUGUAUAAAUGGGAGCGAGGGAAUAGAAUAAAUCUUAAAGUGUAAUUCAUUGGAUUGAUCUCACCUUUACACUAGCCAUUACUGCAUAUGGAGUAUAUGAAGUGUUAUGGGGAAAAUUGUUGAGUACAUAAUGUAUCCUGAUUCAUGUAACAGGGUUAUUGGAGAUGGCAGAAGAUAUCGCUUAUUUUGACCUAUGAUUUUACUGGUGGAUACAUUAAUGGUUUAGGAAUGGAAUAAUGCAGCUUGCAUUGGAUGGUAACUUGUUUAUAACCUGAUUUCUACACUAAUGGUAUUUCUUAAGCUGGUUCUAUUAAUGUUUCAGAUUUUUGUACAAAGCCAGCAGUUUUUUUUUUUUAGAAGGAGGGGCUUGGUUGAUUAGAUCAAGCCCAAUACUUGACAGAUACUUUAUUUUACCAAUCCCCAAAGGACGAAAGCAAAGUUGACUUCAACAAGAUUUGAACUCAGAAUGUAAAGAGCCAGAAGAAAUACCAUGUUUUUUUGUCCAACGUGUUAAUGAUUCUACUGUCUUGAUCUGGUGGUUGUCCAAUACCUUGUGAGUGGAAUGUUAAAGACAAAAACUAUAUAGAAGCCUGUUGUAUGUGUGUUGACUGUGUGGAUAUGGAGUUUGCUUUGUAACAUUGGGGUUUCAGAUUCUAUCCAAUCAUGUGUCAUCUUGGGCUCACUAAUGCCUACGGAGAAAUUGGUAGUUAGAAACUUUUAUAGAAACUCUUUGUGUGUGUGUGUAAGAAUGUUUACAUUCCAUGUGUCUUUGCAUUAUGCAUUUAGGCAAAUUGCUGAUAUACUUAUAUUCCCUGUUAGCAAAAUGGCAUGUAACUCUGUGCUUGUGAAGACCAAGGAAAUAGAAAAAUAUUUUACUCAAGAAACAGGGAAGGCUUGACAAUAGGAAAGGUAUUCAGUUGCAAAACACUGCCUUAGUUCAUCUUCAUGCAACCUAUACUAGCAAGAAAGAGUAGAUGUAGAACAAAUGAAUGAAUGUGUGUGUAAGCACAUGUGUGUAUAUGUAUGCAUGUUGUAUCCAAAUAUAUAAUUUGUAAAUAAAAUCAAAUGAUAGUACUCAGUUUAUGAUACAGAGUUUAUUCAUAUAUUAAAAUUAAAAUUUUGGUCACAUGUUGUUUCUGGACCAUCGUCUUUCAAGAGGCUCCAUUAUAUAUUAUUUGCAGCUGAAGCUUCUUGAAUCAUUGCACGGAGUUUCAUGUUGCUUAUUAUUCAGACAAUUGAAGAAGAGCAACAUUAUAACGGGAUAUCAGCAGUAAUGUUUGUAAAUGCAUCAAAAUGCGAUUAGUUAUUGAGAUUUGAUUGGUUGCCAAAAUAAAUUUUUUAAAUGGUAGAAAAUGCAUUACACAUUUACUCUGUUGUCAUGUGCUGAACAUGUAAUAUAUUCAUCUAUUCACAUGCAAAAGUGUGAUGUUUCUUGUGUCAUAUGUGUAAAACAUACAACAGCAAUGAAGUUUUAGUGUUGAUGAAUUACUGAAUUUAUUUUGUCUCCAUCCCUCACCUCAAGUAUAUGACCAUUUUUUGGAUUUCUUUAAGUAUCGAUGAAGUGUCUGCAUGAAUUCACCAAUUUUGAUCUGAUGUGUAAAAUUGUUAAUGAUUACAAUAGGAUAUUUAUACUUCAAGGAGACAAUGGUUACACCUUCUGGAACCAUUAAUGAAAGAAAUUCAUCUUUAUACUAGAACAGUUAAUUGUGAAUAUUAUCAUCCUUUGCAAUCCAAAUAUAUUUGGAUAGUUAGAUGAUAAGACAUUGUCUUUCUCAAUGUUGUGAGAUUCAUUUUUUUCAAUGAGAUAUUCAGAAAAUUUGUUGGGUGGGGGCAGAUGUUAGGUUUCACUGUCAUUUGCAAGAGAGCCUUUAGGUUGAUAAACUAAAUGUUUUAAAAAGACACAUGCUUUUCAGAGUGUAAGUGUUAGACUUGUUACUAUUAGAGGGGUAAAGUUUUGCACAAUUGUACUGGAAGUUUUCUGUUUAUACAGGCUACAGAACAGCAAAGUUUCUGCAAACUCACCUGACUCUUUAGCAUUCAGAUUAUCUGUUAAAUGUAAUGUUUAUUUAUUCACAUUUUGUAAAAUUAAUCAUGCAUUAUUUUUAGAUUGACAUUGUAGGGUGGAUAUGAGAGGCCAGAUCUGGCCAGUUUGAAUAUAAAACAGAUAUGGUUGAUGUAAAUGUUAAAGGAGGUAAACACUAUUUCUGUUAAAGAUGUAUCUUUGGUUUGUGAAGAAAUACCUAUUUAUAAGGUUUAGAAAGAUCCUUGCAGUUAUAAAAUGAACAUUUAAACUCUAAAAAGAAUCGUACCAUAUUUUGUUUUGUUUCCUAUUUCUGCAUAUUAGUGCUGUACUGUAUAAAAUGUCUUUUUUUUUUUUUUUGAAACCACUGCCUUUUAAUGUCAUUGCAAUAAUGAACAGGACACUUAAAGGUUCCUGGUUAAAUGAAAAGCCGGAUAUGAUAUUGAAACUGUGCAAAUAUUAUAUGUGAAUAGAUGAAUACAUUAUGUUCUGCAUAUGGUAAAUAGAUGACAGUAAUAAUUUUUUUUUGUCUAGCAACUAGAGAAAUCACAAUGAUUAAACAUGUUUUAACGUGUUUGUGGUUACUUAGACAUUGUCAUGAUUCUAGAAGUUUCAAUUGCUAAUAAAAUACACAAACUCUA
Molecule: messenger RNA, 4789 nt
Organism: Octopus bimaculoides (California two-spot octopus)
Lineage: Eukaryota; Metazoa; Mollusca; Cephalopoda; Octopoda; Octopodidae
Source: RefSeq, a predicted model, not a curated record